Xyrichtys novacula (pearly razorfish) is the source of this 39718-nucleotide messenger RNA. The record is from the annotation of a GenBank genome assembly. NCBI's taxonomy places the organism in Eukaryota, Metazoa, Chordata, Actinopteri, Labriformes, Labridae.
UUUUUGGUCUGUAGCUCAGGUUUUUAUUUCAGCAAUAAGAAGUUCAUACCUGCAGUUCUUAAAAAAGACCUUUAAUGCUGAGCUGCACUUUAAAACAAACACACAAUCUUGGAUAAUCAAUAAAUUAUAAUCUCAGAUACACAGAUGUUGGUGUGAUCCCUCUGAACGGCUUGUUUUGGUCACUUUUUCAGACCUAGCUUGAACCUGACUUUAGGUUGUCCUUUGAGGAUGAUGCUUCAGGACAUGCCCACCUGGAGCUUUCUCAAACUUCCCCUUAACAGGAAAUUUUGUUUCCCCUCUCUGCUCUUUGCUGAUUCAGUCUGUCUCUGUCUUCAAGGCUUCAGAAAACAGCAAAGAUUCAGAUGUUUUCAUGACAACAGCCACAACGACACACUGUAGGUUAUGAAAAAGUCCAAGUCCAUGCUACCCUCAAGUUCCACCGCAUAUGGCUACAAAAAGUCCGUAUCCGCUGAUUGUAGUUGAUCGUAACCAUUCAAAUUAAUGGGUCAAUUUCCACGGGCUUCUUUCUGUUCUGCUGCGGAUCGCCGGACUCCGCAGCUGAUCGCAAGAGUUCUAUUUUUUUCGGGACACCAGAGCAUGCUGGAUAAAUUCAGGACCAAUUAAUCCGUGCUGGAAAGGAAGUCGGUCACAGACACAAAAUAAAACAUCCGGCUUCUUUUCAAAAUAAAACACUCCGUAUUUUACACCAUGCAAAUGGGCGGGGAUGAAAAAAUGAAAGGUUUUUAGACGUCAUUUCACCCCGAUGACACCAUGGAGAUGCUGAUUCUAGAAGUCUAGAGGUAGAUUUCCUCCUCUGGAGGGACACAAUCUACUGCUUAUAUGGUUAUGGGGCUGUCUUUAUAGAGACAACUUGUUAUUGUGCGAUUGCACGUGAAUCAGCAGGUUCUUGUGAGUUCUUGCGAUUCCCACUGUCCGUAAUCCGCCACAAAAUUCGCCUCACAAACGGAUCCGGUAGGAAUUGGCGGAUGUUCCGGAAUCAGAGCCGUUCUGGAUGCAGUGGAAUUUCAAGGUUAGGGAGAGGAAUCAAAAACUGAUUCCAGACCUGAACAGGUUCCAACUAAGUUCCAGCCAUCCAUAUGAUUUACCUUUGUGCUGGAUGGUUCCCUUCCAUGUAGGUCCAUGUGCUGGGAUAGGCUCCAGCCCACCCCCGCCCCCCAAAAGGGAUAAGCGGUAUAGAAGAUGAAUGACUCAUGAACCGACAUCGGCAUCACAUCCAUUUAUAGAACGUUGAAAUUCUUGAAAACUUCUACACUCCGAGCUCUUCUCCCUGCUCUCCUCUCUCCUCCUGCUCCUCCUGGAGGAUCCACAGGAAUUGAUGAGAGAGUAAGUCAAGAAUUGGAUGUAUAAUCAGGAUCAAAAGUUACUGUUGUUCAUCUGAACAUGGUCCUUUUCAAAUCAGGAAAACAUGAGAAAAAGAGAUUUUAUCAGAGACGGUGGAAACAGAGGUUAAUUUUGGACAGUUUGGCCUUUUGCUCUCUUCCUGUAAAACAUGUCAGAAAUGAUGUUUGUUUACAAUCAAACAGUGAUAAAAAUCCAGUAACUCAGGCUGCAGCUUCAGGCCGAAGCUUUACGUAACAUAAAAUCCUGUAAAGCUCUGCGUGUUUUCAUCCGUUUACCUCCAUUCAUUAUGGAUGAUAAGUUUUUAGACUCACAGCGUCUCCACCGGCUCAGAGAGGACACCGUGACUACCGCCAUCCCCACUCUCCCUUUGUGUCUCUCACCCACUCUCUCUCUCUCUUCUGGCGGCGUGUAGAGAAUUGAAGUGGGAACGAGAGAGGGAAACAUUAACAGUGAGAGGAGGGAGGAGAAAGAGAGAGAGAGAGGUAGACAAAGAGGGAGAGACGGGGUAGAGAGAGAGAGAGAGCGAGAGGGAGGGAAGGGAGGCGGUGGGAGCGUGUAAAGGAGGGCGUCUGACAGAGAUGAGAGUAUUUAUAGGUGGAGAGAUGAGGAGAUAGGACGACACGGAGGAGAGGAAAGGAGAGAGAGAGUGACGAGAAAGAGAGAGAGAGAGGCACAGAUACAGAGAGAGAGGGAGGAAAACCAGACACAAUAAGAGGAAGACAAAGAGGAGGAGAGGGCGAGUGAGGAACCAUGCUGAGGAGGAAGAGAAGUGUUUCGUUUGGAGGCUUCGGCUGGUAAGGGUGUGUGUGCGCGUGUGUGUGUGUGUGGAUAAAUAAAUGGCAGGAUGAUCUCGUCAUUCACACUUUCGGGGUCUCUGAGUUCAUUUCUGGUCCGAGCGGCGCCUGAGUGACAUCACUGUGACAUCACACCCCCCAUAUUUAUGCAAAUGAGAUGGUUGUUGUUUGUUGAUUUUAGGUAGUCAAUCAAGAAGGGAAAUCAGAUUAAAAACACCAUUUAGAGUAAAAUUAGACUUUUCUUGAAUGGGGUUUGGUGAGUAACAUUCCCGCUUUAUAACAGCUGAUCUGCUUCGUUUACAAGAAAACCAGAACAAUGUUUGUCACUUCUCAGUCCGGCAGACGUUCGUUUGUGCAUGCUCGCUGCAGCCUCUCCCUCUCUCUUGUUGUGCUCAGUCUGUCCCUUGGCUUUUCAGACACACACACAGAUACACACUUCUUCCUCUCAUAACAUAACAGAGGCAACUCAGCAAGUGGCACAGUACUUGUCCAACCUUAAUUAUCAUGUUUUGAUGAUCAUUUGGGGGCCUGCAGUAUUUACCCCUCUUCCUGUAACAAUAGUGAGUCCUAAGAGACAGUUACGGGGGCGUGGCGCACAUGCAUUGUCCGAUCAUACUCCAACUACGCUGGUUACAUGGUAGAGAAAAUCGAAUUCCAAUCCCAUUAUUUGGGUGUCUUAAUCCAAGUUCUCCGACUCCAAUCAGAGUUCUCAAACUCCGGUUGUAGUCGGACUAAGCUGCACUUCAGUUGUCCGGUCUUAAUCGGAGUAAGGCAAUAAUUUGGUUUUCUCGAAUGUCAUGUAAACGUACUGACUGUGAGUUUCCUUUUCUCUGAAGUUUAACUCCUUUUUUCUGUAGAUAAACAAAAAUGUUGACGACCCAAUUCCUUCUUUGUACGCCAAUUACGCCAAUUACUGCCACCCUUUGCCUGCGCUCAUUCAUCCACUUUUGAGGUGAAAUCACCCAUUCUUACUGAUGAAAUGAGUGCAGUGAGUGUCCACAGUUGGAUACUCAAAAUCUUGACUGAUUUGAGUAUGUCAUCCGGGUACUUUUGCUGACUCAAUUUUCGCAUACUAUCCAUACUUAUUCCUAUUUUGCGUUGAGUAUACUCAAAAUUUUAAGUAUUUAGUGCUGGAAGUAUGCGAUUUGGGACACACCAUAAACCUGUAAAGUUGUUUUUUUUUUUAGCAAUUGUUCCAAGAUAAAGUAUAUAAAAGUAAACGGUUGCCAUGACAACAGCUCUACUCCACAUACUGAUGUGUCUGACCUAAAUUCAACUGAAUUCGGCGUUUAUAUUUUGGAUGAUAUUUCAGCAGUUUGGUGGUGUAGAGAGCCUGAGACAGGAUCAGAGGUCAGAGGUCACAGAGCUGUUGAUUAUUGAUCAGGCGGUCACUGAUUCUCACGCAGCCUGUGUUUAUAUUCAACUCUUUAGCAUCAACACUCUCAGAUAAAUCUGAGGCCACGCGGGCUCUGAUUGGCUCAGUUGUUUUUUCAUGAGUCAGUGAACAUAACACUGCACCUGUCUGACCCCUGACCUCAGGUGAGGGAUGCAUGAGGCCCCUUCUUCAGAGCUUUGUUUGAAUCUCUGCUCAGAGCUGUUGUGUUGUUUCCAUCCGUGGUAGAAAUGUUGGAGAGUUAAAGAAUCAACACGAGAGAAAAAGCAGAAGACUGAGACUGACAGCCGAGCUCUAACUUCAUUUAGAUCUAGUCUGUGUUUUAGAGAUCAGUGACUCCUGACCCUUCAGACGCCAGAGAGAAUCAUGUGAGUGUGUGUGUGUGCAUACUGAGAGAGUGGAAAAUCUUGCACUCCCCCCUUUUCAAUCAUUCACUUUCUCUUGUUUUAUCUGUUAGCCUCGUUUCUACCUUACAACAUACAUGCAACAGUCCUCCCUUAUUCCCUUUCCUACCACCUCGUCUCCUGUCCUGAUUUACUUCUUGAGGUUGUUACGUCCUAUAGAUUUAAGGUGAGGUUGGCAGGAAUCCGUUAAAGUAGCAUCUUUUUCGGUGGUGUAUAUACAAAAUAGCUAUUAAUCAUUGAUGACAUUUGGGAAUAUCACGAUAUCGCUGUGUUUUGUUAUGUCUGUGUAGUCAACAUUUUACAUUUCUUGAGCGAUCCGCUCUUUCUGACUGUAAACAAAGCCAUUCCCCGCCUCCCCCAUCCUGAUUGGUUGUGAGGUGGACGCUGCUCCCCCGUGGCGUUCAGGAGAAACAAAGUUAAUGUGCUACAAUAUCGGACAGUAGAAACCAACCAGAAAGUUCGGAAAAUUGUCUAACUCCUCCUUUGGCCACGACUGCCAACACAAGCAAGAAAACGUAAAAAGUAAAUACAGGAGACUCUGGAGGAAUAACGGGCGCUUAAAACGGAUGUAGACGGGACAUGAGCUAAAAAAGCCAGGUCAACAUAAAACGAUGGGGGACUUCGGGAUCUUACGGACCCUGUAAUCUUUCUGUUGGACAGGUAAACAGCUUUAACAAAGUAAGCCAAGUGUCUGUAACAGAAGUGUUUCUUGUCAUACGGGACCUGCUGUAGCGUGUUGUAGCGCUGCUAAACUGUUGACCUCGGGUCCUGGACUAUGUCACUUUAUCCUAGUUGUAGAAGUCCUGCAAACAUUGUGUUUGCUGGUAGUCUGUUGGCGUCUAUAGUAGCACUAAUGCUUUUUACUUUCACCUUGAUUGGGCCCCAUUUUUAAUUAUCUGAAGUGUUUAUCUGCAUUAUAUCUGAAUUUAAUUGGAACGAUACGAGCGAGCAGGAGCGUCUGUUUGUGGGUGGGGCUUGCUGGAGCAGAGGGGGAGGGGAGAGGAGGAGCUGAGGGGACAACUGGUUGAGAUGGAUAGAGUUUACAUUCAAGAUUUCUCUCCAAAAUUGGCACCUCCUCAGACCCUGACUACCCCACCUUUAAAACUGAACCCUGCAAAAUGGAAACCAGAUAGAUGCAUGAUCCAGAAUAACCAAAGACUUCUCUUGAGCCCAUGUAAGGUGGACCGAGGGGAAGGGGAAAACUGUCCUUUGGUCUAAUGGAUUAAAAUCUGACGUUUUUUUUGGAAAUCACGGAUUCUGCAUCCUCCUCUCUGUAGAGUAGAGGGACCACCUGGCUCCUGAAAUCCUCUAUCAGGCCAGAAUGGGACAACAUUUGACUUUCAGACUCCAGAACUUGGUCUUCUGGGUUCACUAAGGUCUACAGAGGAUUGGGAAAAGAAGAGCUGAUGACCCACGAAAAGAUGUUUUGGCUUCCUUCUUCCUUUCCUGACAUCCUUCAGUCCCUCAUUCAUUCAACCAAAACGUCUCCUCAACUCUCAGCGGACCUCAACCUUCUUUUCUUCCUUUCCUUGCUCCCUUUUUCCUUUCAUGCCUCCUUAUCACCUUGAACACCUCCUUUCCCACCUCCUUCUUUCCUUCUGUUCCUCCUUGUAUAUCCUCUCUCUUUCCCUCCCUCUAUACCUGCUCAUUUCCUUCCAGUAUGUCCUCUCUUUAAUCUGUUUUUCUUACCCCUCGAGGCUGUUUCUCUCCAUCUGUACCUCCUCCUCCUCCUCUCCCUUCUCUCUCUCUCUUCUCUCUGUCUCUAUUUUCCUCAGUUAUGAUGAAGAAGCAGAUGGUUUGGCGUCACAGUUCAUCUUUCCAUCCUCUCAGUGUUUACAUCAGUCGGCUAAUAGAGUUGCAGUAUUUAAUAAUGCAGCAGCAGCUUCAGGGCGGCUGCGCCAACACUUCAUAUUAAACCUCCACCCCUCCAAUAACCUCCACUUUUCUCCUCCUCCUUAUCUCAUCCCUCCUUCAGCUCACAGUCUAAUUCCUCGAUCUCUUGUUGAAUUAAAGCCGAAAAUGUUUUAUCAGCACUUAAAUGUAAAUCACUUUAACUCUGCUGAUAUUCCUAUUAAUGUUAAUGGAGUUGUUAUAUAUAUUUAAACUGAUGUUUAAUCAGAGACAGUGUUAGUUUCAGUGAAUCAGAGGAUGUUUUUUUAACGACUUUAAUUCUUCGAAAAAGUGUCUGUUAUUUCAGCAAACUGAGAAGCAGUAAACAAGACAAACAACAGAAAAUGCGUUUUUUAGGCCAGAGUUGAGCUUCUCUGCCUCUUACCAUCCCACACUCACUUACAGCGAAACUGAGACUCACAGCCAUAGACUGUUUAUAGAAUGGACGCCGUCUGCCUCCACGCUGGGUGAAGCCUCCGUGAGAACAGCACCCUCUGGUGACGGGCUGCAGUAGAAGUCCUCCAGCAAUCCCUAUGGAGCUGUGGACAAACUUUAUAAAUUAAUGACACAGAAUAUAAUUUUUUCUCCCCCCUGGUUGUGAUGUUGACAUGUAGAUACUAUAAGAAUGGUUUGUGGUCAAGUUCUCUUUUUUCUGUACAGCUCUAUUUUAAAAGUUAUUAGGGGAUUCAUGUUUUCUAUGAUUGACACCUGAUAAAGCCUAUGGGCGUACGAAAAUUGCGUACCCCACCUGGGGAAUACGCAGCUUGAGCCGAGUGUCAUCACAGCAACUCUCCCGCUAAAUGUGCACAACGCUACUGCGCAAUGUUGGUUUCAGGAAAUUGAGAAAAAUUGUGGAAAUACUGAAAGCUUUUCGGCUUCAAAUCAGUAUACUGACAGAAGGUGGAACCAAGUUGUCCGUAGUAUAUACAGUCUAUGCUCGCAGCACAUAGAUAAACGUCAAGUCAUUGUAAAGCCGUUGUAAAGGUAUUGAUAACAGUGAAACUGAGACUUAGCUUGAACAGAUAGGCAGUAGAUAGUGAGCCAUGAAUCAAGUCAAUUGUGCCAAAAAUAUGAAGAACCUUUUUUUCCUCUCUGUUUAAUCAGAACAGACUUAAACAAACUUUUAUCUUGAUUCUAUAUUUUCCAUUUUCUGCACAACCAUCAAAACAAACAGUGUUUGUCCAGAAGUGUAAACAUUAAUUAACCAAUCAGGAGCCAGUAUUGGUGAAGCACCUGUGAUGAACACCUGUCCCUGGUUGUGUUCAGGUUAACGAGUUUAGAGCAGGGUUGAUUCUACUAUCGGCCAUCUUGGUUUGGUCAUGUGGUUUCUGGGAGAAUAUCUUCAGUCUCCUCUGGGCAACACACCCAGGAGUGUGUGUGUGUGUGUGUGUGUGUGUGUGUGUGUGUGGUGUGUGUGUGUGUGUGUGUGUGUGUGUGUGUGUGUGUGAGCAGAUUUAGCAGUAUAAAUGUGUUAUUUAUGACCUGAGGGAGUUGAGUUUUCACAGAGUCAUCGUACAGACGGGCUUUUAGCUUCAUGGUCGCUCUCUCUCUCUUUCUUCCUCUCUCUCUUUUUCCAUCUCCACAUCCCUCCUCCUUCUACCUCUCCUUCUCCUCCUUCUUUCUGUUUCUUCUCCUUCUUCUCUUCUUUUCUGUCCUCCACUGUCUAUUUCUCUUUUCUCCUCUUUUGUUUUGCCACUGUUUCCUUUCCUUUCUUCUUUCCUCAUGUUCUUCCUUUUCUUUACCCACUUUCCUUCUGUCUCAUUUUUACUUAAUUGCUAUAUCCUCCAUCCUCUCUUUCUGUGCUGUCUACUCCCCUCUAUUAUAUCCUCUCCUCCUCACUUCUCUCGUUCUCUAACCUUGCUCCCUUCUCAUUUCUUUUCUCCUCUCUCCUUUUCCUUUCCUUCCUCUCUUCCUCUCUCCCUCAUUUCCUUCCUCACUGUCUUUAUACCUCUUGCCUUGUCUCCUUUUUUUUCAUCCUUUACCCCCCUUUUAACUCAGUAUAGAGUCAUGCAGUUGUUAGAAAACACACUAGCAUACUAACACACACUAACAGGUGUUAGAUACUUUUAUUGUUUAAGAUUUUAACCUUUUAUUUUCUUAUUUUUUUAACUUUUUUUCAAUUAGAUUUAUUAAUUCAAGUCUUGUCUUUGUCUUUAUUUGAAAAAAAUAUAUUUAACUUUUAGAAAAGUUUGUAUCAGAUUUUUAGGUAAGGGUCAGGAUAUAAUGUUAAUUAUAAAAAAAUAAUUUUUAUUCUUUAUUCCAUAUUUUUAAGAUCUAUUCUUUUCCUUCAUCUUUUUUUAAAUUUGGUUUUUAAUUAUAUUUUAGUCAAAAAUUAUUUGAGGUUUAUUUAAUUUAUUUUUUUCCCUUUUUUUAUAUUACAAAUAUUUUAUUAUUUUAUUUUAUUUUUUGUAACAAAUCUUCAUAGUCUGUUUCUUAGGUUUCAAAUAUUAAAAUUUAAUGUUUUACUUGAGGUCUUUUUUAUUAGGUUUAUUUGUUUUUUCUUAAUUAUUUUAAAUCAGAUUUGAAUAUUUUGUUUUAUUUCAGAUUUUUAACAUUUAUUUCAUUUUUGAAAUGUAGAUUUUAAUUUCUGGUAAUUUUGUAUUUAUGUUAGAUUUCUUGAUUUUGUAUUUUAUUUGAGAUGAUGGGAUCUAGCUACUUUUUUUUUCAAAUUUCUUGGUUUAAGAUUUUUAUUCACUUUACUGCAAACACUGUAUGUGUAUGUGUGUAUGAUUGUGUGUAUGUUUGUGUGUGUGAGUGUGUAUGUGUGCGAUGUAAAUGUGUGAUUUACUGCAGCACUUUAAUAAAAAGGGUUUUUAUUGCAGUGAACCUCUGAGAUCACACCCUCCCAUGUCUCUCUCUCUUUCUUUCUCUCUCACACACACACACACACACACACACACACACACACACACACACACACACACACACACACACACACACACACACAUUCACUAUGGUUAAUGAGGUGUUCAGGUGUAAAUCUCUUCCCGCUCCCCUCACUGUGUUUUAAUGUUCUGACGUUAUCAGAGAUCUUUACUGUGACACAUGUUAACUGCAUGUCUCUCUCUCUCUCUCUCUCUGUCUCAGGAUUGAUAAGUCUACAGUCAGCGCUCUCAGAGCUCGGUGAGUAAGAGUUACUCCUCUGAUUCAGACAUUUUACAAACUGAAAAACAGUCCGUUGUUUUCAUGUCUGUUACCACAUUUUAAACUGAUCAGCCAGAUCAGUAGAGUGUCACCUGUAAAUCUAUGAAUCAGGGACUGGGAAAAUUCACAAUGUUGUAGGGUAUUGUACAACCACGAGUGACGUCAACUCAACUUGUGUUCAUAUUUCCCACUUUGUAAAAAUGAGAACAAGUUUUCCAACCACUUUCUAAAUUUGACAAAGCACAUGAAUUUUACAAAAAAAAAACAGACAAAUAAAAGAUAAAUUUCACAGUAAAAGCUGUGAAAACUCUGACAGUCCACCUCCCAGACAGGGCCACCUCUGUCCAAGUACAGCAAACACAUUUCACAAAUUACUCCACAUCUACAAAGGUUGUGUGAUCCGGCUCAAGUUGUUGUUGAUCCAUCUUACCGUGCCAGAGCACGACUGGAUCCUCCUUUUUUUCUCAGGUAAACUACCUCAAACAGAAACAGAAAUAAUUGUCCACAUUAAUCAUUAAUAAAAAGGUAACGCCCAUUAAUAAACCUUGAACAGAUAAACAGAUCAGGGCGAUAAAACUUCAGCAGGCAUGAAAAUCUCUCACCUUUCGGCGGAAUUUGCCGUUUUGAACUCAAAAAGGGUGACCUACGUGAAUCGUGUAGAUCCGAGGAGAAUUUUUUUUAGGGGGGGGGGGUCGGGGUCGGGAGAUUUUUAUUAUUAUCAUAUGAUUGACUCAAUACGUAAACUGAGCGCUUCAGAAAUCGGCCCUUUAAAUGACACUUGGACGGUCAGCAAACCCUCCUGGCUCCUUCGCUGACGAGAACCAAUCAUAGGCCAAACUGCGUUCCAUUAUUCCAAUCAUGCGCACACUCUUCACGUGUACUUGGAGUGCUUGGAGAGCCUGUGGUAGCAUUGCAAAGCUGCGAGAACGAGAAGCAGGACACCACGCCGGUGUUGUGCCGUAGAUUGCACCCCUGCCGUAGAAUGCCACCCUGAUGGGAGCGCGGUUGAAAGUACACAACAAGGCGAAAUAAUCCAAGUUUUGAGCCAUCUAAAAUAGCGAAAGCGGGCGUCUCGCGUUUACUGCUCUGCAAGGCUCUCAAGUCUCACGCAUUCAGCGUGUGACACACACAUUCCCACCCGUUCACACGCUCACACGCCACACAUUGUAUUUCUCACGCAUUUAUGUGAACAUGGUGAUGUCCACAAAGUUGCACCUCUGUAACAAUUGAACAGGUAGAAAUCAAGUGAGUUGAUCCGAGAGUUCAGAAGCUGCGUGCCACGCGCAAGCCAAUCAAAUAAAGUAUAUAUACUGAACAGCCAAUCAGAAAGCAGCAUUGCUGUAUCCGGGUAGAUUUUGAUAUCUUGCGGUUUGACUACAGAAGACAGACACUCGCCGAAAUAGAGCAGGUUUUUAUAAGGACGAGAAAGACCCGAUGAUUACAGUAAGUCAGUAACCUACACAUGCAGAGACCUCAACACCUCAUGGCAGAUAAACUCAUAUGAUAAACUAAAGCCCUAUGCUAUUGCUAUUAACAGCUGUAUUGACGGAUUUAGCCUCUGUACAGCCAUUUCCAGCCAUUCUCCCCUCCACAAAAGCAGCAUUUCUCAUAUAUUCUUUUUAAAGUUCUGACAGUGUAACGCUCAUGUACCAAAGGAUUAAGUAUCUCCAUGUUUGUGAAACCUAUACUAAAGUACAAUUCAUCUAAAUGCUCCUCCGUGCUGAUUUUAGCAACUCUCCUCCACAACAGGUAACUUUAGGACUUUAGUCUUAUAUAUUAUUGACUUUAUUUUCCUAAAUAAUAACUUUAUUGUCUAAGAUUUAAUACCGUUUAAUGUGGCCCUCAUACUCCGUUGUAUUUAAGAGAUUAUUAUACUAUUAUAGUAAUAAUUAUCUUCAACCCCCGCUUCUCACCUUUUCAACCCCUGACCCAUUUUCAUGCCUGUUCAGUGUUGAGCCACUCAAAACUUUUAUGCCACAACAGCACCAAAAGUUUAAUUUAAUACACCAGUAGUCCAGAGAUCUGUUGAUGUCUGGACGUUAAUUUGAGAAUAACUAAAAGAGAAAUCCUCAAGUGCAACAUCAACAGCAUCAACUAUCAUUUAAAUACGUCCUUUAUAACAGGAAGUCAUUAAAAACUUACUGUUAGGUGUUUACAUUAGUGCCCGUUGACUAAUAAACCCAGCCUGUAGGCGUCCGUCUCUCAAACAAAGACAUUUAUACAGUCCAUCAGAGCCAGCUCAUAAUUCCUCCUUUAUGAUGGACAUGAGGACACACAUGUGACUGAUGAACGAGUGUGAGAGAGCCUGAAGGAAGGUGACCUGUCUAUCUGUGGAGAUUUUCCCUUUCGGCCUUUUUCCUUCUGAUUCACAAUUUAUCAUCCGUCCAUCAAACGUCUCCCCCGUACAUCCUCCAUGUCUCUCUCCCUCUCUCUCUCUCUCUCUCUCUCUCUCUCUCUCUCCCUCUCUCUCUCUCUCUCUCUAGACUGUCUCUGUUGUUUGUUUCCCGACAUCACUCUUACUUCAGCUCUACCUUUGGUAAAAAUUGUCUUUUUUAAAGGUUUUUUGUUUUUUAUUGGUGUGUACUAAGUAGAGCUGUUACAUCCUUGUCCACAUAAAUACCAGAUCACACUGAGAAAAUCAGUUUUUUUAGGUCUCUUUCCUUUUUCACAGGACAGUUUUGGUCCCCAAAACAUGUGGCCAUAUUUCAUAAUUUGUCAUUUUUGAUAGACAUGGCUUUGUAGCCUGGCAACAUUGGGGGAGGCUUCCAGAAUGCUGGGUUCUGCAGUUCUGGGUUCAGGGACUACUGUGUAGUGCUGGACGAUAAUUCGAUAACAAUAUAUAUCGAUCGAUAGACGUGUGGUGCGAUAGAAAAAAAACAGGUCGAUAAAAAGUUCGAUAGAAAAACACAGUUUCCCUUUCUUUUUCAUCAUAGCCUAUCAUGUAGCUUUUACUACAGUCAUUACUUCCUCCUAACCAAUCACAAACGCAGACCCAGGUACGCUACGGCACCAAGCCCAGCCCCUCUCAAAGCACAACAGACAGCACGUGUAUUAGAAAAAAUGAUACAGCAAGGAGAAGCGGAGGACAUUGUCCCGAAAAAAGGUUUCAGUAGUUCACCAGCAUGGCAAUGUUUUGGUUUUUAGAAGUCUGACAAAAAGCAAACAGCGGUCGUUUGCAAAAUUUGCAGAGAAUUAGUAAAAACCAACCCUGCUUCUCGUGCUCAGUUUGCGUAUUAAGUCAAUCACAUGAUAAUUAAAAAUAAAUAAAUCUCCCGACCCCGGGAGAAAUAUUUCAGUGUUCAGACACCAGGCUGUGGGCAGUUUCCCACACAGUUAAAACUGGUAGUAUGCUAUUCCCACCUAAAGCUAUUCUGUUUAUUUAUAUAUUUGUUUGUUUUGUUUAUUUUCAUCAAAAGACUAUAUUUAUUAUAUAUUUAUUUAUCAGAUUUUCUGGUCACUUUAGUCUUUAUGUUUGUCAGUAUUUACUGACGUCACUCAGGCCACUUAAGUUGAUUUCUUUUUCUUUUUUAAAAAAACUUUCAGUUGUAGUAAAAAGAAGGUGGUUGAAUAAAGGUUUAAAUUUGAAUUCAGUGCUUGUGUGUUCUUUAUUAAAAGUAGGUCAUUAAGCAAUAGCGUAAAACAUCCAGGGCUGCAAUUAAAAUAUAUGUUAAAAUUUUUUUGAUAAUCAUCGAUAUCGAUCAAUAUGACUUAUUUUUUAUCGAUAUGCUUUUUUUCUAUAUCGUCCAGGCCUACUACUGUGUUCUGGAAAGAUUGAUUAAACAUGUUGAGAUUUGUAGUGCUGGGUUCCAGAGUGAGUGGUUCAACAGUGCUGGGUUAGAAAAUAACGCUUUCUACUAAACUGGGUUCUAAAGAGCUAAGCAUAGACUGUAUAUAGAAUGGACGCCGUCUGCUUCCUCGCUGGGUGAAGCCACCAUGAGAACAGCACCCUCUGGUGAUGGGCUGCAGUAUAGGUCAUAAAUCCCGCUUCCUCUAGCAAUCCCUAUGGAGCUGUGGACAAACUUUAGAAAUUUAUUACACUGAAUAUACAUUUUUCUCCCCCCUGGUUGUGAUGUUGACAUGUAGUUACUGUCAGACUGGUUUGUGCUCCAUUUUUAAAAGUUAUUAGGGGGUUCAUGUUUUCAUUGAUUGACACCUGAUACAGCCUAUGGGAGUACGAAGAUUGCAUAGCUCACCUGGGGGAUACGCUGUUUGAGCCGAGCGUCAUCACAGCGACUCUCGGUGACUCUCCCGCUGAAUGGGUACAACGCUACUGCGCAUUGUUGCUUUCAGGAAAUGGAGAAACAUCACAGAAAUACUGAGAGCAAUUCAGCUUCAAAUCCGCUUCUUUGGAAGAGCAGCAGUGUGACACGCAAAUAUAUGGGUACUAGGAAAGCUGCAAUACAAAAGUCAUCGGCCUUGAAGUGCUGUUUUUUUUUUUAUAUUGGUUAGUGUUGGGUUUUAGCUGUAGUGCUGGAUUUUUAAAGUGCUGAGUACUGGGGUGCUGUUUUUUGGAACUUUGGGAACUUAAAUUGGUUCCAGGAUGCUUGCUUGGUUCUAGAGUGCAGAGAUUUGAGAAACUAGGGUCUUGAAUACAAAGUUCUUAGAAACAAGGUUCCAUAGUUAUGGGUUCUGGAGGGCUGGUUUUUGGAAGGCUGGCUUCUAGAGUCUCGGGUUUUACAAAGGUGGUUUCCAGGUGGUUCUUGAAUUCAAUCAUUGACGCGUCUUUGAUGUAAGAACGAAUCAGACUGUUUAUAUUUUAAUUAUUUUUUAAUAGCAUUGUUGAUAUUCGGAUGUGGAUCUUGUGUACAUGAGUAAUGUUGUCUUUUUCCACCAGGGGGCGAUGUAAUUCGUAUUUAAAGAGGUCAUUUUGUUUAUUGUAGGAUGCUCUCAUUACUGUGAUCCAGAUUUACAGAAAAAAAUCUCCCUCCUUUUCUCCAGUCGUCCUGUUCUCUGUCUGUUUCUGUGUCUCUCCAUCCCUCUCUGAGGCGCUAUAAUCCUGCGGGUCCCUGGUGUUAUUAGAGAGAAAGAGAGAGAGAGUGUGUGUGUGAGAGAGAGAGAAAGAGAGAGAGAGAGAGACAGAGAGAGGGAGAGGAAUGAUGCUGCUGGAGUCGAGUUGAUGCUCAGUAACCGACGGCAACGCAACAAUGCCGCACGACCACUGGUGAGUCUGGCAUCUCCUCUCAUCCUCCAUCUGUGUGUGUUUUUGAUUGCAUGUGUGUGUGUAUUUGUGUAUAUUUGAUGUGUGUGUGUGUGUGUGUGUGUGUGUGUGUGUGCGUGUGUGUGUGUGUGUGUGUGUGUGUGUACUGGAGCUUCUUCUGAUGCGUCUCUGUCCCAGGCUGCGUUCAAGAGUUUAUAGACCGACAGCAUUAUGGAGUGAUCAUCAGGUUGCAUAUUUGUGUUUCUUAAGAACUCGCGUUCAUAGACAAGUGUUUGUGUGUGUGUGUGUGUGUGUGUGUGUAUGUUAAAGCUGUUACUUUGACCUUUAAAUCAGCUGAUGUGUCCGUUUGAACCUUUGAUUUCGCCCAAAGCCGGGGUCUGACAGCAUAAAUCUGCUCUGAUCUGACAGAAACUUUAAUCUUAAGCUCUGCAGCGUCGGUUUUGGAGAGAAACUGAAAAAGUAAAAAUCAAGAUUUUAAGGAGAAACAGGGUAAAAAAAAGAAAUAUAAAUGAGAUAUGCAUACAAAAUUCAGAUCAAAGUGACAUUAUGAGUGAUUUCAACUGAGCAGAUUUACGCCAACUCUGACUGUAAAGAGGUAAAACAGUAGAAAUGAUAUGACUGUGCUGUCAUACCGCACAGAUAGAUAGAUAGAUAGAUAGAUAGAUAGAUAGAUAGAUAGAUAGAUAGAUAGAUAGAUAGAUAGAUAGAUAUUUGUGCAUGACAACACUGAUAAAUAGUUGCUUUGCUUAAAAGUCACACAUUUCCCUGAAGUGCAUAAAGCCUGUUGUGUGUGUGUGUGUGUGUGUUUGUGCGUUUAAAGGGCAGAUGCUCCGUCUGUCUAGAAACACAAGCCAGCAGCGUCUCCCCUUUCUCUCUCUCUCUCUCCCCCUGCUGCUGUUGUUCUUAUUUAUGAUGUUGUUUUCGGCACUUUGUCUUUUUUAUGUCGUUGUUGACGCCACCGACACGUGUGGCGCCCGGUGAUGUUAAUUAGACUCCAGGAGGGGGGGAAAAAAGGAGGAAAACAAACGCCUGGCUGCAGACAAACGUCUCUGCAGGUGGUAGAGAAACACUGAGUCUGAAAUCUCUGCAAACCUGCAGGUUUCUCUACUGAAUGUAUCUGCAGUCUGGAGCUCGGUGAUGAGUGUGUGUGGUACAUGCAGCGCCCCCUUGAGGCUGCAGUGUUCAUAAAUCCACAUUUUUCAAGUCUUGGUUUAACACGUCUCACAAGAGGAAGCAGCCGCUUGGUUUCAAAGUGGAGCUGAUGUAGGGUCUUAUAAAACCAGCAGGCGGCGUCUCAGGAGAAAUCUCGAUGAAAACGCUCCUCAGUUUAUUUACUCCUUUUAAUGAGUGUUCGGGUCUCAUCUUUGAUGCAGCAUGUACGGUGGCUGACGAUGGCAAACUGUCUGCAGUGGCCCAAAGGAUCCUCAACUGCAAAAACAGGAACACAAUUGAAACACUCUGCAAACAGAAAACCGAGCUGUAAACAUCUAAAACCGCUGCACAAAUGAAAAAUGCACUGCGAAGAGAAAACUGAUAAAAGCAAAAAUGUCCUAAGUUCUUUCUUUUCUGUCCAUCUCGUGUUGAAGAUAGUUCAGGACGUUGCAGAUCUCCAGUGGUUGCUGUAAGCAUGUUGUUCAUUCAGGUAACUCUGGUUCACAGGGGUGCAGUUAGACGGUGGAUAUCUUUGAAAAGCCAGAGACAGACAGUGUAACUCACUUUAGUUUGAGCUUUUUUAAACACUCACUCAUAUUUCAGUGUGUUUUGGUGGGAAAAGUCUCCCCGUGGGUCUGUCAGGAACUCUGUCACUUCACAUCUGUUGACGCUCAGCUGUUGGGGUGUGUUACAGGAGGACAGAGUCCCUCAGCCUGCCCGUGCUCUAAAAUUAAAACUCCUCCAGCCUCUGAGAGAUACUGGGGGUGAGUCUCCAGCUCUUUAUAAGAGGCUCAAUCAGCUUCUGAAGAGCUCCAGGGUUGUUCCCGUGUGAGGACUCAGAGGACUUGGACUCAGACGCUGGACUCAUCUCGGGUUUUGUUGUGAUUUUUGUCGACAGAGUCACAUGGAGCUGCCAAGAGUCAAUGAGUUUCCAGUGUGUGUGUGUGUGUGUGUGUGUUUGGGAACAAAUCUGUGCUUUGUAUUUUGCGGUGUGGCCUUAAUGAACCAUGAACUCCACUUUUACCUGGGGCGGUCAGGUAUGAAGAGGGGAGGAUAGGACUUUGCUCUAACAGACUGCUCUUUGAAAAUCAAAUAUUCUGUGUGUAUUCUGCAAGUACAAGUUCAACAAAUCUUGUCAAAGGUAUUUAACCAUCUUUGGCUCAGCUAAAUUAAAGGUAUUUUCCACAUGAUUCUUUGUUUGUUGAUGUGUUUUAGCUUUCUACGUGCUUAAAAAAGUCAUUAGCAUCACUAUAUGGCAUUAGAUAAGACUACUUAGCGAAUCGACUCCUUGAGAACUAUUUCUGCCUCUGUCCUAAGGCCGCUGUUGAUGAAGUCCAGCUGAUCAGGUCCAAGCUCAGUGACUCUCAGGUUUUCUACAAAGACACCCUUUAAGCUUCACCUAUAAAUAUCACCUCGGAUUUCGCCCUUUGUCGAUGAAAUGCUGUUUGAUAUUGACACUUGGCUGAACAGGCCUUAGCUCUUUUACUCCCAGCUUCUCCUGCAAAGAUCUCCUCUCAAACAACUUUUUUUUUGACUCUCUCCAAAGCAUUGAAAGUUUCUCCUGCACAGAAUUUAUUCCGAUACUGCCUGCCUUGCUUUUCUUCAGUAUGCACUUUAAGGUCCUAUUUCUUGUACAGAAGAGGAGCUAUAGUGCAAAAAUCAAUCUACAAUAUGCCAAUGGAUCACGUCACUCUGACAGCAGCAGCUGAUUCAAACAGAAAGUUACUGAAUGGCUGCAUUUUAGAAAAGUCCGCCUGAAAUCUGGGGUAGUAUUUUUAAAAUCUGACUUCUUUUUGAAAUAACAAAGAUUGAGAUAGAAUUUUUUUUUAAAAAGCCUGUGUGCUCAGUGGAGACCAGAUUGUUGUGGCCUUUAUGUGAAAUGUUAGCUGAAGUUUUGGUGCCCUGUUACUGUCACAUUUCUUCUCGGGAGGAACUGGAGGGUUAAAUUUAAAUGUUAAUGAACAGCUUUGAUGUUCUCUGGGAGCCCCGCGGGUCUCCUGCUCUGAAGAAAAUUCAUAAAUACAUUUUUCAUGACUUAACAUGCUGGAGAAUUACCUGGGAUGGCUCCACAGGGUCCAGAUGAAACUGAAAAACAUCCUCAUGUUUCUAUAUUUAAUUUAUAAGCAGUAAAUGUUCCGUAACACAACAUAGUGUAGAUGUAAAGACACACUCUGUUAGGGUGGAUCAGUCAACAGCUGCAACACCUGCUAUAUAACAAUACUCAGCUAUGCAAAGUAAGUCAAGCUCUACUCGCCGGAUAGAGAUAUACUGAUGCUACAGAUAAAGAUGUAGAGUAAGGUGUUUAUGGUGUUUCUAAGAGUCAGCUUUAUUGUUAAACCCCAGGGAAGACCAAGGCCAUGUCAAAGAAAACAAGACCACCCAAAAUUGUUAGACCCCUAAAACUCAAAGCUAAGUAGAUGGGACUGAAAUUAUUAUAUCAGUAUGAUCUAGAAAAAUGAGGUCAGAAAGUUUAAGGUCAGACAUUUGGAGGUCAGACAGUAUGAGGUCAGGUGGUAUGAGAUGAGUCAGUAUGAGGUUUUACAACAUGAGGUCAGACAGUAUGAGGACAAAAAGUUUGAGGUUAGACAGCAUGAGGUCAGACAGCAUGAGGUCAGGUGGUAUGAAGUUAGACAGCAUGAGGUCAGAGAGUUUAAGGUAAGACAACAUGAGGUCAGACAGUAUGAGGUUUUACAGCAUGAGGUCAGACAUCAUGGAACCAGACAGCAUGAGGUUUUAUAGUAUGUGGUUUUACAGCAUGAGGUCAAACAGUAUGAGGUUUAACAGCAUGAAGUCAGACAAUAUGAGGUCAGAAAUCAUGGGACCAGACAGCUUGAGGUCAGGUAGUAUGAGGUCAGACAGUAUUAGAUCAGAUGGUAUGAGUCAAAAAGCAUAUAGUCAGAUAGUAUAAGGUCAGACAGGGCAGCAUGAGGUCAGACUGUAUGAGGUUAGACAGCAUAAGGUCAGGUGGUGUGAGGUAAAAAAAAGUGUAAGUUUAGAAAGCAGGAUGUCAGACACGAACGAUGGGCAGCACCAGGAGGUCAGGCAACACUAAUGUUCCGACAGUGUGAAUACCAACAGUUAGGGGUCAGGCAAUGUGAUAUCUGACACUACGAGGUCAGGUGGAAUAAGGUCAACAAUGGAGGGUCAGUAGGCAUGAGAGUGAGGCAUUAUAGAUCAGGCUAAAUACAUAUAGAAAGUGUUGAACCAGGAAGACAAGACAAAGCAAAGCAAGAAUUAGGCCAGACAUGAUGAGGACCUGCAGCAUAAGUUGAGACUUUAGUACACCAGGUGGCACAAGGUAGACUGUUAGUGGGUAGUCAGGCAUCAAGGGGUCAGAUAGCAUGAGGACAGAUGGUCGGGGUAAGGUGUCAUCAGGUCAGGUGGCUUAUGGUCCAAUGGUUAGAAGAGAGGCAGCAUUAGGUCAGUCAGCUUGAGUCCAUACCUGGAGAGUCAAGACGCUUUUAGAGGUUUAGAUGCUGGGAGGUCAGGCAGAAUGACAUUGGAAAGAUGGAGGUCCAGCAACAUGGAGGUCAGACAUUGUGAACUUAGACUCAGUAUGGUUUGAUAGUGUCUGAGGUUGGGCAGUUUGAGGCGUGGUGCUAUCUGAGGUCAGACUCUGCAAAGUUGAACAGCGUGAGGUCAGACAGUUUAAGAUUUGAUAGUUUAAGGUUUGACAGCGUGGGAUUUGACAGUGCUCGGGCAGACAGCACAGCUUUGGUCCCCUGGCUGCUCUGAUGCUCUCUGCUCCUGUGAGAACUGUCAAUUUAAUGAUCCCAAACACAGUGAAACCGCACAGCAAUAGCAUCCUGUUACAACCAGCUGUGCUGCUGUCUGCUGUGGAUGACAGCGCUGUCAGCGACCAGACAGGAGAGACGGUCUGUCAGUUUGAGAGCUGAAUAUGAGCAGAACAAACACAUAUAUCUUUUUUUAACAGUGAGAGGUUUUUCAUUCAGCUAAUCACAAAGAAACGUAAAAUCUUGAGUGUCAAAUAAAACAUGAGACCCAUCAGGAUGAUAAGACUUGGAAAGUGAUGUAUUUGAGUCAACUUUUGCAUAAUGGUGUUGGGAUGUGAGGAGGUUUCAUGGCUGUCAGCAGUCAUGGACGACUGUGUCAGCCCUUUUCAGUACAGCAAGUUCCUGUUCAUUUGGAGUUCCAACUUGGCAGGGAUAUUUCGGGUCUCCAGAACUUUUUUAGACUCAGUGAUUUACAGGCUGCGUAGUUGUACAAAGGUCCAAGUAGCAUCUAUGUUGUAGAAACAUUGAAGAUUAAAAGUUACCAGGGUUUUGCCUUCCAUCAAAGGGUGUGGCCGUCUCAUGAAGUCAAAGUUAGUGGGCUAAAACCGUCACCCUUAAGUGUCCCGGGCUAAGUGUGUCUAAAAUACAUCUGUGAUUAUUCGCCAUAAAACAGGAAGUUCAGUUAACUCCUUCACAGAACCUCAGAUCUUUUCCUAAUUGGAUAUACAACAUCAAGGUCGCCACUCUGUGGAAAUUCACGGAACUUACUUAUACAUGCAUAGUCCAGUCUGCUCCAGAGUUCCUCAGCUUGGUGUCAGACCCAGCCUGAUCUCAUCUGUGUACACACUUUCGUCAUCUAUGAACUCAAUUGUCUGUGAAGAUGCCAAUGUAGGGCUGGGCGACAAACCGAAAAUUUCCCGAUAUCGAAAUUAACAACAAUAACCGAUGUCAAUAUAUUCGGUGUCAACAAAAUAAAUAAAUAAAAGUUGGUUUUGGAUGUGUGUAGGUAGGCUAUGGUCUCAUGUCCCUUUGAGACGCUGUCCUACGUCGGAGACGUGACUCCACCCCAUCCAGUCCGUAACAAAGAGGGAAAGACAGGUGAGGAGAUGGAGGACAGUUCAAAAGUUGUAGCGGCUGAAGUCGACAAAGUUAAUGUGGGAGGGGGUGAGCAGCUUGUGGAGUAGUAAUUGUCCAUUUAUCGUUAUUGAGGUGAACUGAUCAAUAUAUCAUGAUAUUGAUUUGAGGCCAUAUCACCCCGCCCUAUACCAAUGACUCCAUGUUCUGUUUUUCCAAGUUGAACUUUUGAAGUACUUUUAAGUAUUGUUCUCUGUAUUUAUGUGGACUUAAAUGAUUUUAAGGACUCCAAACACUUAGUUGAUAUCUUGAUUUCAAAUAAAGUCUUAUUUGUGAGUCAGGUUUGCAGCCCGCUGCCUUUGAGAAGAGAGACAAGGUCCACAGGGAACAGCUUCAGUAAUGUGGACUAAAUGAAAAGACUUUCAGAUGGGGCAUUUUUAGAGAGAGUGAAACAACAUCUCACUAAAACUGCAGUCUCACGGCUUCAUUGUGAAGUGCGUUUUGAAGAUUUGAGAAACAUAAAGCCACAGCAUCAAUGAAUGAAUCCAGCAAGGAAGGGAGGAGGAUGACGAUGGAGCUGCAGGGGGCACAUGCUGCGUCGAUGAAAUUCAUGAUGGUAAAACAGACUCUUUUCCUGCGCUUGAUUUUUUUCCUUUUUGGAGAUGAAACGUUCAGUGUCAGGAAAUAGUGAGGGAAAAAGAGUGUGACAUUUGAUAAAAGUGCUCAGGAGGAUGAAUCUAAAGCAGCCCGAGAAUAAAACUUUCCCUAAAAAGUUCAGGAACUUUAGAAAAGUCCUCUUGAUGAGGGAACUAAAUUUAGUUCAUAAUUUAUUCCUCCAAUCUGAGCACUGAUUUAGUCCCUGAGUUUAUCAAAAGGUUCCUGGUCCCCGGGGAGAUUUCUGAAAAGAGCUUUUAUCUCUUUUGUUGUUUCUUUUCAGUCUCUAGUUUCAGACUGAACUCGUCCUGAACUUAUGUGACAGGCUCCCGAGGCGAGGUGCAUUGUGGGAAUGGCCCGCAGGAGUACUUGACAUCAGUGACUCACGUGAACAUGUGUGUAUGAAAGUGUGUGCGCCCCGAAGAUGAUGUGAUUGGACGUGACAGCCGUGAUAACGAACCGACGUCCACUGAAAGGUGAAACUGCGCGAACAUAACUCGAUCACACAUAAACAUCCAGAAACUCACAUUUGUGUUAAAUCGACGAACUUAAAUAUCAGUGUGUACAUUAUUAGUUAUGCAUUUUUAUAUGUUUUAUUACUACACCUCUGUCGAUGCAGGUUCAACCAGCUUCGCUCACACAGUCUCUCACACACAUGCACACACACAGCGACCUUUUCUCUCUCAGCAGGUUUCGCGUCUCCUUUUACUCUCAGUUCUGGUUGUCUUGUCGUCGUUUUGUGACCUUUUCCUUCAUUCCUGGACUUUAAUCGCUCCCCGAGGACCUGAAAGUCUCACAGAGAGGUUUACGCUUAUGAAUAAAAACAUAAAAACAGCCCAGGACUGAAAAGCGCACUGCCUGAGGUUGCUGCAGACUCCUGCAGAGACUGUGUACUCAGAGGGUUUUUGGAAAUGUCUCCAAAAGACCAAACAGGACAGCUGAUCAAGACGCUUAAGGAGUGACAAAAAAAAAAGACUUUUAAAACUCACAUAAGCUUUAGAUACACAAUGAGAUCAAUUUAUAAGAAAGAAAUUCAGUUAUCAUGUACAUAUUUUUAACUUUUGUCAUUUUUUUUGAUAACAUUUAAUGUUUAAUGAAUAUUAGAUAUAUUAAACUAGGCUGUUAUCACGUUUAUCUCUAAUGAACAUUUUGACAUGGAGCUCUAUGGGGGUUGACUUACUUUUGGAGUUAGCUCCUAGUGGACUCUAAAGGUACUGCAAUUUUUGUGGCUUCUUCACUUUUUUAACGCUGGGUGUCGCUGCUUUAUUCAAAGAAAUAAAUAAACCAGAUUUCAGUGUAAAAGAUAUUUAUAGAUUUAAAACUCAAAGGUGUCCAUUCAUGUUUUUGAAUAUUAAUGAAUUAAUGAAUUAUUCUGGACUCUGAUUGGCUGUCAAACCUGGAUUAAAAGUGGGUUGAGAGAUCAAACCUCCUUUUCCUCAGAGUGAGAUACAGACAGCAAAAAAUAAAAAGUGUUUUGAUGUCUGGGACCUUACUGGGGUUAUGUGAAGAUGAAUCUCAAAUAUUCUCUGCUGGUAAACAUCCUAUCAUCCUUCUGAACAUCCUCCUCCUCUUUUUCUGUCCUUUAUGAAUCCAAACUAAUUUCAGCAAUCUGACAUUUCCACUGAAAAGAGAUAAAAGUGGAACUGCCAGAGGGCCGGCGAGCACGCGGCGAGGCCGAUGACCUUGUGUUAAUGUGUUUGUGACAGUGUGUGUAUAAGAGGGACACAAAGUGAGUGUGUUGCGUAAAAAUCUAUGAAAGGCGACAAGGCAAACAGACUUGGAGGGCAAAUUAAGUCCAUUACACAACAUAUAAAUAAAGUGUUUGUGUCAUCAAGAAGAGUCCCAAAAAUAACGCCCUGGUCUGAAGUUAUGAUGAGGAUGAAACUUAAUGAUAAUAACCUCAAAUUCAACCUCUUAAAAUCAAGAUUUAAAUAAAAAUCUGCACUUACAUGCAAAGAAAACAGAGAGGGCUCUUCAAAGGAGCCAGUCAGACAAAUUAUUCUGUAUCAGUGUUCGCAGGCGAUCAGUUAUUGUGAUGUUUGCUGCAACGCAAUGACACCUCAGCGGGACGUUUUAACACCUCCCAUCACAAACAGCCAAUAAUGAAGAUGAGACGUCAUCGACCUGCUGAGAUCAGACCAGGCGUGACUCUCCGCUCAGCGGGAAACGAACAUCACGUCUGUGUUUGAAGGAUAGGUUUUAAUCUGGAGAAAAGAGCAGAGGAGGCCGAAGGAGGUUUCUGAUGUUCUGUCUGAGCCUCUAAAGGGAUAUUCCGGUGUGAAAUUAAUUUAGGGUCAAACACACUUUAACACAGAGUUAGACACCCCCUUAAGAGAUGAAUGUUGCCGACUUCUUGCUUCUCUAGUUUUACCAACUUUAGUGUAAUGCUCAGAACAGCACCUAACUACAUCAACAGUACAUAUGGGGUCCCUGCCAUCGUACUAGCCACCAAACAUCCUUUUAACUUUCCCUAAUUUCUUUGGCAAAGAAUGUUUUUUUUAAUUAUUCAAAGUCUAUAAGGUACCAUAAUAGAAAAUCGUUCUGCUAAUCUUCUGUUUUUCACUUAACAGAACAGCUAGCUUAAUGAGGUAGCUAACAGAAAAGGUAGCUCUCUUUUAGCCAACAGAGAAAACAGCUCUGGACUCCUGAUGUCUCUGCUGGUAGGUGGAUCCAUGACUGAACCUAACGUGGGUUCAGUCAAAGAUCUGGUCAACAAAAUCUGACGCUGAGUCAUCACACAAGUCAUCAGAGUGAGACACACACGAGUCAUUGUUAACAGGUCAAUAUCACAACACAUGUCAUCGAUACCAGACACUUUCUGUUCGCAGACAAGUAAUGCUGUAAUCUGAGUGGCUGUUGACUGAUCCUAAGAAAAUUAAUGCUCCUUUUUAGCGCCUGCUUAUAUUAGAGUGUGAGUGUACGGAUUUGUUUUUGUGUACUUGUGGGACCAAUGCUUGAUAGAUGAUCAUUACUGCGGGGACACGUGUGAGUGCCAGUGUUUUUAUACAUAUGUGAGGACCAAUCUUUGACCAAUAACUUUCUUGACAUUUAUAAAGAAGAAGUUAAUUGAUCUUCUUUAUUGGUGGUCGACAUUUACAUGUGGGAACCGCCACCUGAAAGAGGAUCAUCCUUGUAAGGACCUUUUUACAUGUGUCAACUUAUGUGCAACACGAGAUUGUUGAAAUAUAAUCGUGAAGACUGACCCCGGACCAAUGAAAACAAUGGACAGAAGAGGUACGUUUCUGCCUAUACUUGUGGGGACGAAUUUUAGGUGGACUAUUAUUCUUGUGAGGGCAUUUGUUUGUGACGGCGUGUGUGUGUAUCUUUAUGUAGUUGUGAAGAGCAGCCUUGGACCAAUGACCUUUCUUGUUAGGGAAUUUGUUAUUGUAUGUUUGUUUACAUAUAGUUGUGGGGACUUACCCUUGAUGGAAAAUGUAGGCUAUGUUUGCAUAUAAAAGUGUGUAUGUAUUCUUAUAUAAACAUAUUUGUGAGGACCAGUUCUUGAUGGAGAGGCAUUUUUAUGAGGACACUUUUGUUUGUGGGGACUUCUAUGUGUGUCUCAAUGUACUUGUGAGGACCAACAAUGGACCUGAUCCUUUUUGGGACAUUUGUGAAGGUGUGUGUGUGUGUGUGUGUGUGUGUGUGUGUGUGUGUGUGGUGAACGUGAAAUCAUCUGCAGUUGAAUGUGUGGAGGCUGGUGACAGAUUGGAGCUCAAUCUGUAUAGACAGACUCAUCAUUCCUGUGUGUGGCGGUCCAAAAAAUUAGGACACACACACACACACACACAUACCCACACACCCAUGUACACACACUCAUUUUGGAGAUCGGAGCUUUUUGUGUGAGGGGCAGACAGAGUUUAAUACGAGAAGUUUUGUGACAUUUUUAAGGAGUUGUUUCUGAAAUUUUAUGAUAAAAGUGCAAACAUACAGAGGCGAAAAGUCUGUGAAUAAACUGUUUAAUAUCUAAAAUACCAAAAAACCCACAGGAAAUAAAUAUUGUUCGUAAAAUAAAAAUGUGCUAAUGUGUAUCUAUAAAGCAGUUGUAUGUUUUCCCAUGGUUCCCUGAGGUGGUUGAUUAUUUCUGUCUGUGUGUUUUCAGCAAACAGGAGCUCAUGACCAUCUCAAAUGUCCCCGUCACAGACUGUCCCCCCUCUCCCCCAAGAACCGCACCCCCCACCAUGAAGGUAACACAUCGUCAUGUCCAUAUGGACCAUCAAAACAUCCAACGAUUCGUGGAUGUUAUAUCAGAGUUUGCCUAAAUGCUAAGUAAUCACCUUUCUGCUUAUUUUUUCCACAGUCAGCUCAUUUCUUCGACAUGAUGGAUAAGAUGGAGGUAAGAAUCAGAUUUGGAGUUUCUUUCAUAUGUCAUUUCAGUCUUCUCUGCGCUGACAGCUGUUAAGAUAAUUAUUGUGUGAGUAAAUGAAUAAAUAAAUGAACAAAUGAGGGAUUAUUUUGCCCAGUCGGGAAGCUUCCUCACCAGGAGCUGAAAUUAUUCAAUAUUCAUUUAGCUUUAAGCUGAAUUGAAUGGAGCUGAUGGAAGUGUAACAGUGCCAGUUUAUUCCCACUAGAAACACCUGGAUUCACAUGUUCCUCCAUGGAGUCCAAGUUCCUUACCUUGCUAUCGUAUCUGAACACUGUAGCUAAGCUAUCGCAGAUUUAGCAACUUGUUUUUAAACUCUAACCUUAAAUUUCCACCAAUUUUUGAACAGUUUUUCAGUGUUACACACAGUAGAUUUCCGUUCUCUGGUUUAGGACAUUAAUGAUAAAUCAUGUGGGGAAUUCGUAAACCAAACCAAAUCACCUUUGGUAGAUUAAUCCAGGUCAAUAUGACUAUUUACAUGCAGAGUUAAGUGGUUAAAUUCGAUCUGGCGAUCUAACUGAACUACCGUUUUUGUCCCAGUUUACAAACACCAAACAGUAAUUGAAUUACUGAUAAAAAGUCGAGUCUGAAACUAACUAACAAAUCGACAGAAAUGGAGUCAGAGCCACAGAUAACCUUUACUCUGUGUUCUCUUCCUCACGCUAACACAGCAGGUGCCCGAAGCAGCCGAGAUGAAGACGAUCCCUCAGAGACAGAAGGCACGUCUGUCCAUCUGUCUGUCUGCAUUUCCAUCCACGCUGUCUUUAUAUUUUCUCAUUUCAUUCACAGACAGUAGGACCAGCAUGUCUCUGCGUUUGCUUGAUGAAAAAACUCAAAUCCAUUUUACAUUCGUCUUCAGUCACAAAUAAAGAAUAAAUCUGAGAUCUGACAGGUUUUAAAAUGGACUGUAAAGAUGGACUGCCAUAACAUUUGGUCUCUAAUGAAAGUUUAUGUAGCAGCAGAAUUUAGGGUCAUCUGGCAAUAGUUUAACAUUUGCAACCAACUCAGAUUCCCUCACAAGUAUGUUAGUGAUCCAAGAAUGACGCUGAAACUGGACCUGAAAGUCCCUGUCUGGAGUCAGCAUUGGUUUUUUGUCCAUAGACUGUAUAUACUAUGGACAACUUGGUUCCGCCUUCUGCCAGUAUACAGAUUUGUUUUUGUGAAAUUAAAUAGGUGGUGUAUGUUGUACUGCCCCACGUCUAACUGUGAACACAGUGCUAUGGUGUUUGUAAGAGUAAAAUACAGUGUAAUGCGUUGCUUACAACUGGUAUAGCUAACAACCGCUAACAACAACGGCUAAUGACAGCUGACAAUUGUAAACGGCUAACAGUAGGCAUCUAUCUUUGUUUUCCGACUUGUUUACUGGAACGCCUUGGGUGUAACGUCAUUCCCAGCUCCGACAUCCGACUUCUGAAGUAACUGGAACGCAGCAAAAGCCCAGAAAGGUUUAAUUUUUAUUGUCAUUUUAGACGAUGUUUUGUUCAGGGCCUUCCCCUCACAGUCACCAAUGGGAGGAAAUCUUGUUGGGCAAUCAGUGAGUUCAACUCACUUGAAUCAAACCUCUUCACAUGCAGCUACACUUUCUCUGCUGCACAUUUGUCACUCACCGUUGACUUUCUGUGUCAUUUUAACAUUAAACAAAUUUGAUUUACUCUCGGUCUGAACGCUCCCUCAAAAGACGCUUUCUCCAAACAGAAAUAUCCAUCAUUUUAGUCGUCACUGAAAACCUGUUGGUAACAUUUAGCAGGUAAGAGGAUAUAUUACCUGUGCCAAACUGCAUUUCACCUUGACAGUAAAAACACAGACAUCCUUGACUAAGACUCAGGGCAGCAACCUGCGCCUCCAUGUUUCCUUGAGCAGUACCAUCAUUUCACACUUGACUUUCAUGCAGAUUGCUUCAAACUCAGCUCCAAACCACCUGGGUAUCUGCAUCAAGAGACCACUACAGGGAGCAAACAACAAGUUAUCAUCUGCAUGAUAGUGUCUCAUGUUCAGCCAAUCUCUUUGGACGAACAACCAAUCAUCGACUGUGGUUGUUUGAAAACACAUUCAUGUCCAACUUCAUUUCCCAUGGGGUUUAUACCCAGGUUAUCUGUGCCUUUAAUAUGGCAGUCUUUGUUUCCCAUGUGUAUUUAAAAUGUUCUGUAUUCUCUCUCAGGACGACUACAUUCCUUAUCCAAGGAUCGAGGAGGUGAGAACUAACGACAUACAUUCACAAACAAAACAUACAGUUCAAGCUACAUCUAACAUUUAUGAUAUUAAGUAAUUAAAUAUGUAACACAGGGACCAAAGAAACUAAAAGAUAUCACUGACAGGAAGGUGGCUGAACAUGAGAGAGACUCAAGCUUUCUAACACUGCAAAAAUUCAUUUUUUCAGAAGUAUUUUUUUGUCUUAUUUUUGGUUUGAAAAGUGUGUAAUUUGGCUUAAAGGGAUAUUCCAGCGUAAAAUUAAUUUAGGGUCAAACACACCAUAAUACCGAGUUAGACACCCCCUCGAGAGAUAAAUGUUGCCGACCACUUGCUUCUGUACUUUUACCAACUUAAGUAACGACCGCACGAUAACAAUACACAGCGGUCUGAGGAUCCAUAAACAAACCUCAAACAAAACGCCACUCUAUAGCCACAAAUAAUGCUCAGAACAGCACAUAUAGGGUCUUAGCCAUAAAGACUAAACACAACUCACCUACUCUCUUCCAGCAGCCGCUUGUUUGUAGCAAGACCUCGACCAGUCCAUUACUGACUACAGUGGAGUGACGCAGCUCAAGGAAGAACAUUUAUGAUCAUUUCUUUUUCAUUUCCUUGAAGUAAUAAUCACCAUGUUUAUCAUUUUUCACUGCAGACGCGGUAGUUCUUCUGCCUUAGUGUCUCAGUCUGUAUUUCCAUGAAGAAAUGAUCAUAAAUGUUCUUCGUUGAGCUGCGUCACCCCGCUGGAAUCUGGAAUGGACUGGCCUGAGGUCUUACUACAAACAAGCGGCUGCUUAAUCUAUUCUUUUAAUUUUGGCCACAGUCACCUAACAGACUGAGGAUCUAAUGCUGAGAAAAGAAAGCCCUGAAAUCAUGAGACUAAUCACCAAAUUACCAAAGACACAAAUGAAAAAGAAGAAAAUGUAUAAAAAAAGUACAAAAACCUGCAGUUCUUUCAGUGUCCACUAGAGGCUGGUCCUGAAAGUGGACCAGUCCACAUAGAGCUUCAUGUUAAGAUGUCUUUACCUGUGUUUUCCUGCUGCAGGUGUUAGAGCGGGGCGGUCCGUACCCUCAGGUCAUCCUGCCGCAGUUUGGAGGUUACUGGAUCGAGGACCCUGAGGCUCCUCCUCCUUCUGCACCUUCUCCCACCUCUCUGGAGGUCAAGGGCGAGGAUGGAGAGGAAAAGGAGGAGAAGGGAGUAUUAAGAGAAAUAGAGGAAGAGGAUAGACCCCCGGGGGAUUAUGGGUACCGACUGGAGGAGAUCAGCGAGGCUGCUCGAGCCUACAGGAAGCACUUCUUAGGCAGGGUGAGACUUCUGGCGGCUAUGGUGGUGUUUUCUGUGCUCUGAUUGGUGGUUUUAACAGAGACGUGGAUCAAGCAAAUGUACCCAGGCCAAUCGGAAAGCAGGACUUUUAAUAAUGUUUCAAAGUUUUCACAUUUUUACUUCUUUUGUGUUGAACAAAAUUCGACAGAGCUCAGUCUUUCUGUGGUCUUCCUGUCUCUUAAAUAGCGACUUUUCUUUCUUCCUCCAUUUGUCUAGGAACAUUUGAACUUCUCUUGCUCAGCCAGCAGUCAGGGGAACCUUCUUCUGUCCGUGAGGCACGAAGACGAGAAGGAACAUGAGUCGCUCCACGUCAUCGUCAGGUAUUCCCACACCUCAGUGGAGGAGCAUUUCUCUGAGAACGCAGAUUUGUCGCCUUCAAUGUCAUCGCCAACACAAUAGAGGUACCAGGAAGUGAAGUAAUCCCAGCUACAAAUCUCUAGUCCAGUCUUCUUUGUCCUCCCAGGUCUCGAGUGAAGAGCGUCUACCACAGAUUGUCUCUGACGGAGCUGCCAGAGAUCCCGAGUGUGCCAGAGCUCGCCAAGGUGCUCCAGCUUUAACAGUCUUUACAGCUGCUUAAUUGACUUAAAAAUCAUCAAAUAUGACUGCAGACAGUUUUCUGGGUCCAUCAGCUUCACAUUUAUGGAAAGUUCUGGUUCCUCAUCUCUGUGUUUGCUGCCUGAAAAAUUAUCAGCAACUUUGUGUAAGAAAUGGAUAGCUCCCAAACCUGCAUUCUCUCCAAUGGCCAACUUGGUUGUAAAAAUCAGACUAAUGGUGCGGAAAUGUUCUCUUCAGCUAUUUUUGUUCCUCAGUUAACAGUUUCCUCAUGAGUUUAUGGUCUUAAAUUUUAGUUUCAGGUCUUUUUUGAUACAACAUGAUAGUUGUUGGGGGAAUUAUAGUCUCACUUAUAGUCUCUGCAACCAGAAAGCAGUAGAAGAUUCUGGGUUGGGCUACCUGUGGCCUUAGGAAUCAGCUCUUCCUCAAUGUUUAAAGCUUGUGCUAGCCCACAUUAGCAUCUUUAUUAAGGUGUUAAUUACAGCACCUCCUUGCUAACCAGCUAGCAAUAGCUUGCUUGGUCUGGCUGGAUUUCGAAGAGUUUUGAUAAACUCUUUAUGUCGGGUGACCAUAUUCUGAAUUACCAAAAAGAGGAAACGACUACGCAGGGGCAGAGUCACAGAGUUGCAUGCUGUUAAUUUUAAGAGUUUUUCAGGUUGGAUUGAGUGUCUUUUAUGUGUUUCUAACUCAGUAAGUCCACGUGACUCAAAAUCGAAACUUACGUACAAAACUACUGACAUUUGAUGAAUUUUAUAAACUCCCCCAGACAAAGCUGGACAACCCCCAAAAAAGAGGACAUGUCCGGGUAAAAGAGGACAUAUGGUAACCCUACUUCAUGACCAAAUUCACCAAAACAGCAGUCCACCAAAAUCUAAUCUUGAAUCAGUCUGUAGUCCCCACAAGACACCAUAAACAAGUGUUCAUGUUUAACACUAACUGUCAUGAAAAAAAAAACCCGUUUAUAAGAUUUAGAGAAGAAACGGGGAUCACAAGCUUCAGCCAAUGAAUUCAAUCAGUCGUCUUAACAAGUACAUUUUUGUUCACAGUAUAUGUAUUUGUGUGUGUUUUUUUUCUACAGCUGCUGUGUGACGACACUGCAGGUCUACGUUUCAGUCCUGUCCUCUACCCCAAGGUGACCUUAGAGAGUAACAACAACGUUCAUGACCAAAAAUGUUCUGACAAUGACGACAUGACUAAUUUCAUCAGACCUGUUUUUCUGUUUCUUUUUCUGUUUGUCUGUCUGUCUCCAGGCGUCUCAGCUGAUAGUAAACUACGAUGAACAUGAAGUAAACAACACCUUCAAGUUUGGCGUCAUUUUCCAAAGAUUCGGACAGGUAAAAACUUCAGACUAUAAAAGUAGUUUCUGGGGCAGAGUGUGAAGCCCUUCAUCAGUCUUUUUUAACAUAGUGAGAGGUCAAAAGGAGUGUUAAAGCGGGUCUUUAGCCUGCUCAGAAAUAUAAAAGAUAGAUCUGUUUUGAAUGGAUUUAGCCUGUUUAGCUUGUUCUAGUGUUAUUAGAUCUGUGCCUUUCCUGUAAACCAUAAGUUUAAUGUUUCAUUUUACUGAGCUGUGACAAUUUUAUAAUGAAGCUGUUUAUAUCAUCAACUUGCUUUUUCUAAAUGAGCCGUCUGUGUCAUUUCAAUUAUGUAUUUUUUUUAAAUAAAUGAUAUAUUUGACAUAAAUUGUCUAAUUUAAAUGACAGAAAUCAUGUCUGGUAAUCAUUUAUUUGAUUUUAUACUUUGACCCAUGUCCCAUCUGUUUACAUGGAGGAGGUAGACUUAAAAAAAAAACAAUCCCCAAGCCAAUCAGCAGGGGGAGCUCUGACUGUUUUAGCCUCAUUUUUAGGGAGCCGUUGUGCCGUUCAUCUUUGUAUACAGACUGUGGUUCUGUAACACACUUUUCAUGGGUCAUUAGAAGGUGGUAGCUCACACACCUGCACAGGUUGUGAAUUGAUUGGAUGUAACAGGAUCUCACCUGUGCUCCAGGUGUCUGAGGAGGAGCUGUUCAGGAACAAGGAGGAGACGCCGGCGUUCACAGAGUUCUUGCAGCUUCUGGGAGACACCAUUGAUCUUCAGGAUUUUAAGGGGUGAACAACAACAUUUCUACUCUGUCUGGACAUUUGAGCUAAUUAGAUCAAACUGAUGAAGUGUGUGGACUCUUAAUGAGGUUUUAACGGACAGACCACCAGCAGGGAGCACAGAAAAACCUCCAGACACACUUUCACUGCUGAUUGAAUUUUUUAAAAGGUCAUUAAAGAAGGUCAUUUCUGACUCUGCUGUGUCCUCCCUGCAGGUUUCGGGGUGGUCUGGAUGUGUCUCACGGUCAGACGGGUUCUCAGUCGGUUUAUACAGUCCACCGAGAGCAGGAGAUCAUGUUCCACGUCUCGACCAAACUGCCCUUCACAGAGGGAGACGCGCAGCAGGUAGGAGACAGCAGAGAUGUCUGCUUCAAAGGUUGUUUUUCUGAUGAUAAAACGCCAAAGUCUCUUAUUCAGCUCCAGAGGAAGCGGCACAUAGGGAAUGACAUCGUAGCAGUAGUCUUCCAGGAAGAAGCCACGCCCUUCGUCCCGGACAUGAUUGCCUCGAACUUCCUGCACGCCUUCAUCAUCGUGCAGGUGGAGGAGCCGUGUUCGGACUGCACCUGCUACAAGGUAGAGCUUCGGACAUACAGGGAACACAGAUGUUUUUAGUGUUCAGGAGUCUUUUAGUUUAAAUAUUUGAUUCUUUAUUUUAAAUCUAAUUUCCUCUGAUCUCUUUUGAUUUUUCCAUCUGUAAUCCUAGAAAAGUGCUUCUGCCUUUCUAUGCCAGUUAAGUUUAAAGGGGUAUUCCAGCAUAAAAUUAAUUUAAGGUCAAACGCACCAUAACACCGAGUUAGACACCCCCUCGAGAGAUGAAUGUUGCCGACCGCUUACUUCUCUAGUUACACCAACUUUACUAACGACCACACUACAGCAAUACACAGUGGUCUGAGGAGCCAUAAACAAACCUCAACCAAAAUGCCACUCUAUAGCCACAAAUAAUGCUCAGAACAGCACCUAACUUCAUCAACAGUACAUACAGGGUCCCAACCAUAGUACGAGCCAUCAAAUAUCUUUUUAGUUUUGCCCAAUUUCUUUAGCAAAGAGACGAAACACAACUCACCUACUCUCUUCCAGCAGCCGCUUGUUUGUGGGGGAGCCCUGAUGAGUCGAUCACCGAGUGCAGCAGAUCAUUUCCUUGACGCAGCUCAAGGAAGAACAUUUGAUCAUUUAUUUAUCAUUUCCUUGAAUUAAUAAUCACCAUAUUAAUCAUGUUGCACUGCAGACGCGGUAGUUUUUCUGCCUUGGCCUCUUGGGGGUGUCUAACUCGGUGUUACGGUGUGUUUUCAAAUAAGAUUUAAUAACAUGAAUGUGGAAAUAGUUCAGGCUCUGAAUAGUUUGUUUGUCUUGGUUAAGUUAGCAGUUUGUUGCAGAUCUGAUUUGUUAACCUUAAGUUCUUAAGAUUGCUCAUCUCUAUCUUAUAUCUUUAUUUUGGUGACAGCAGGUUCUGUUCUAUUUGACAGGUAUCCGUCACAGCACGAGAAGAUGUUCCCCCGUUUGGCCCACCUCUCCCGAACCCGGCUGUUUUCAAGAAGGUGAGGCUUAAAAAAGUCUGUAAUAAAAAUAUUCCAGUGAGCUCACAUUUAAAGCUGAUGUCUUUGUGUUUUUAGGGUCCAGAGUUCAGAGACUUUCUUCUUACUAAACUCAUAAACGCAGAGCUUGCCUGCUACAAGAGCGACCGCUUCGCCCGACUGGAGGUAAAAAUACUAAAACAGCACAGACUUGUGUUCCUCAAAACUCAGGUUUAUAAACACAUUGUUUCAACCUUGUUGGAUCUUUUCAGCACAAACUCAUCCUGCUGGGUUAAAAUGCAUAUUAUACCCGCGGGGUCUGGUGGUUUUAAACCAGUUAUUAAUGCAGGUGUUCCUCAGGGCUCCAUGCUGGGUCCCCUGUUGUUUUGAAUUUACAUGUUUCUCCUAAAUCAUGGGUGUGUUUUGUGUAUGUGUGUGUGUAUUUUGGUGUUUUUAGGAGCGUACCCGAGCUGCACUGCUGGACAGUCUUCACGAUGAGCUGCAGAGGCGCUCUCAAAGCAUGCUGGGAUUGACGUUGGGUUUAGAGGAGGAGGGGAGAGCCGAGAACGGACAUGCCCACGGAGGUCUGCUAGAGUCUAUUAAGGUCUGUGGGUGAAAGUUUAGUUUGGACCUGAUUCGGACCAGUUCCUCUGAAGAAUUUACUUCGUUCCGUGUUACUUUGUUUUCCAUGUUGAGAAUUUUGGGGCAUUAUUAUUUCUUUCUUUUUCCAUCAGAGGGCGAUGCGAGGGCGGAGCGUCUCCAUGGAAACAAUGUCGCGGGGCGGGGCAGGCCUGCCCACCAGUCUGAGUGGAGGUGGUCUGGCGCAUUUUAGUGCUGAGGUGAGAAGUUCUAGGUUCAUGUUUGCCAUCAGGUGUCAUCAGCUCCCCUUCUCUGGUGUUUCUUGAUCCUGAUUCAUAAAAAAUGUUAUCUCCAAAAAAAGAAAAACUUAUGAACAGAAGUGAGAGAUUAGUAACCACUGUAAUCCUCAUGGUGAAAUUCCUGUUUUUUGUUGACUCUAAAACCCGAUGUAUUUUUUCAGUAUAAUGUGAAAUCUCCUGUGAAGAGGCGUUCAGGACUUUUCCCUCGUCUGCUGAGCGUCGACAGUCAAACAGAGAAACACAACCUGAGGAGGUACGUCUCUACUUUAACUCCUUCCUCUGAUAUUUCUGCUCUCCUGUUAACCUGUACAACAAACAGUCAACUCAGACAGCUUUAAAACGAGUUAACUGUUUCUCUCAGCUUGUAGUUGUUAUCUAAGGUUUAUUAGGAAUGAUUAUUUAACCCUUUAAGUCUUAGUGAGCAAAGGAGCUUCGAUGGCUGCCACACGACACUGGAGGUGAGAUCAGAGCAGCCGUCCAAUCCCAGCUCUCCAGAGGUGGGACAACGAGACAGGUGACUACUUUUUUUUUUUCCAGCUAUUUUUCCCUAAAAGUUAGUCUUUACCAUUACUCUUUUUACUUUUUACAGAAGUUCUUAAAAGCUGUAAAAAUGUUCAUUUCUGCUGUAAAGUUGGAGUUUUUAACAUGGGGAUCUAUGGGGACUGACUCACUGCAAGACACAACCUCUAGUGGCCUCUGGAGGAACUGCAGUUUUGUGACUCUCACAUUGGCCUCAAUUUAAACUUUCCAAACACUUUUUUUUUAGAGGGAAGGGCUCAGAAAUAAAUACAAAAUACUGCAAAGUUUUACUUGAGGAUGGAAAAAGUGUUGCGGGGAAAAAGGUGUAAAAGACAACAGGAGAAAGUAAAUGAGCAAAGGAAGGAAAAGAUUGAGGUCUUGUCAUCUGAAGAUGGAUUUUUUUAUCUGCAGAAUUCACACCAAGAAAGAGAGCAGUAAGAUUUCCAGGUCAACUUCCAGCAGCUGCAGCUUCAGUAUACCUGCAGAUGAAACACACCUGGUGAGAAACUGGAUUCACAUGAUAAAACAAAUCUACAUCUAAAAUAUUCAAUGCAUGUAAAGGUCUACAUCUACAUAUUCUAUGCAUAUAAAGAUGCAUAUAAAGGUGAUUCUAUAUAAAAAUAUACAAUCUGUACUUCAUGUAUUAUAAUAGAAAGUGUCCUGGUCUCUGUUUAUUGUCUGAGUAGUACUAACCAACCAGGUGCCAGCAGGCUCUAGUGUCUAUGGAGAGCAAAAGCAGGAGGAACUCAGUCCUCAGAUUGAACAUCUAAACUGAGACAUUUACACUUUAGAUUUCCUGACUUCCCUGAAUGCAUCAGAAAUGAUGGAUCUGAGCUCAACAAACAUACCUUUUCAAAGUCGUUUCCUUCUCCUCUUGAGGACAGAGGUCAUCAAAUGGUAGCUGUUUUGUCUGAUGGUAGCUUGCCGUGUUUUAAAUCUUACCUCUCUUUCUCUAUCUCUGUUUUUCUUUAUUGUUAGCUUGCCCAGGCCAUGACGGUAGAAGGCCAAAGUUCGAGUCCGCUCCUCAUCUGCCGCAGUCCUACAGGUUCAGACCAAACACUCCUGCAGACACACACAUGCCCAGAGAAACACGAAUGUUUAAGAUAACAGAAAGAGUUUUUUGUCCUGGUCUGUGUGCUGGAGGAGAAGCUGCCUCUCAUUUUGUUUAUGUCUCAAUUUCAGAGUUGAAAAAUAAAAACUCACCGAGGUCCAACCUCAAGUUUCGCUUUGACAAGCUGAGUCACUCGACCGCAGUAAGUCUGUAUUUAUAUGCUGACUGUUCCUGGAUUCAGUUUUCUCAAAGACAAAUUUUACUGAACUGAAUGAAAAUACAAAACUUGGUUUCUCAUGUUUGCAGACGGGGCAGUGAACUGUAAGGAGAACAGUGAGAGGUGAGGAUGAUCUCUUUCUCUCUGAUGUUUCAGAAAAUAUCCUAAAAACUGAGCUGCAGUUUGUUUUAACCACACCUACUCUGAACAAGAGUUUUUUGACUGGUGUCAGAUGGAGUUCACAAGAAAAGGUACUUCAAAUCAGACCUGAUCCAAAAAUCUCUGCUGAAGAGUAAAAAAGAUGCUGAUAGGUGCCGUACACAUCUCAGCAAACCAGCAAACUGCUGUAAAAGGAAAACAGCAUCUCCAUGAAGCUGGUCAGCAGAUGAAGCCUGAAGGUCUCAAAGAUCUGAAAUUUAUUUUAGUUUUAAUUUGGAGAAAAGGUCUUCAUUCUGUCACAAGUCCAUUUUCUGAGGUUAAAGGGAUAUUCUGGCCUAAAAUUAAUUUAGGGUCAAACACACCGUAAGACUGAGUUAGACACCCCCUCAAGAGAUGAAUGUUGCCGACCAUUUGCUUCUCUAGUUAUACUAACUGUAGUAACGACAGCAGGAUAGCAAUACACAGCGAUCUGAGGAGCCAUAAACAAACCUCAACCAAAACGCCACUCUAUAGCCACAAAUAAUGCUCAGAACAGCACCUAACUUCAUCAACAGUACAUAUAUGGUCCCAGCCAUAGUACUAGCCACCAAACAUCUUUUUAACUUUGCCUGAUUUCUUUAGUAAAGAGACUAAACACAACUCACCUAGCCGCUUGUUUGUAGUAAGACCUCAGGCCAGUCCAUUACGGACUUAGUAUCUUUGCCAAAGAAAUUAGGCAAAGUUAAAAAGAUGUUUGGUGUCUAGUACUAUGGCUGGGACCCUGUAUGUACGAGUUUUUCUUGGAAUUCUUGGAUCAAAGAACUUUACUUUAGACUCAGAAUUCUGAGACUGAAGCUGAAGUUUGAACUGUUUUUUUUGGAACUCUGUUUUUUCUUUUGUAGAAGUUCUGAGGUCAAAGUCAGAAUUCAGGCAACUUAGAGGAAUUCAGCAACGAUCAGAUUCACUUCAGUUCUCUUAAAUCAACAUCAGUUUCCUGAAUUCAAUGUCAUUUUCUUGACCUUCUUGUGGAAUUCGGAUUUAUAAGUUUCAACUCAAAAUCCUGGCUCUUUUGGAAUUCUUAUUGUAACACCAGAACUCUGACUUUAGUCUCAGAGUUCUGACUUCUGUCUCAGAGUUCUGACUUCGGUCUCAGAGUUCUGGUUCUGAUCCUAUUAUACUGAGAAAAACUAUUUUUCUCUAAUGCGGCCUUUGAUCGUCUUCUGUAUGAAACAGAGCUUAAACUGGAGUUGGUUUUUGAACUUUCUCUCUGAUGUCGUCUGACAUGACUUUGACAUCAGCUCAUACUCUAAUCCAUCAGUGACUGAUGUUGUAUUCAUGUUAUGGCUGUCAGAGAAGUAUUCAUAAGCCUGAGAGAAGAACCUGCAGAUGAUCCUCAGGGGUGAAGAGUUCACUGAUGGUUCUGUUUCUGGAGUGAACUUCUGUGUGAGUUUGACUCUGACAGUGAAGACUGUAAAAAAUGUGAGUCAUCAAGACUGUGACUGAGGCUGAAGCUGUUUGUGGUCGACUGAAAUGGUUCUGUUCAUUUUGUCUUUUCUUUUAACUCUCCAGGAGUCAAACCGAGAGGUCCAAACAGACAUCACGAAGACGACGUUUACUUGAAGACACUGAUGGACAAUCAUACACACAAGUCAAACACACAGACACACUCUGAAGGGAUAAUAAGGGAAACAACACCCAGUUCGUCAAACCAUUUAUCAUUUUUACACAGCGAUGUUCAGUCUUCAACUGUCCACCAAUCAGGAAAUACAUCAGAUGAUGUCACAGCGAUGUCAUCAAGGUCGUCUCAGAGUUAUCUAUGAGCAAAGAGUCGCACAGGUGAGGUGGUUUUCACCUGUUCAGCGCUCAGACUUACAAACACUGUGUUCUGUGAGGUUCUGGUUUGGACACAGAUGAAGGUGUUCACAGCGUGUGUCUGCUUUAAAAAUGAGGUUUUCAUGUGUUCAUCAGGGACUCAGAGCAGAGCUAACAGGCUAACAUUUAUCUGAAACAUUUAUAUGCAACAGAUCAUGGAUGCCUGAGAUUGAACUUUUGAAUUGCUUCUCAUCUCACCUGAUUAACAGAAGUUUGGUUUAGAUUACGUCUUUUACCCCUGAAAUAUUUGAUCGAGUUCAUUUUAAAGACGCUCCAAAGACACAUGAAUCAAAGUGUUCCUGUUUCAGUCCAACUUUAAAAAAACAAACUAUAACUAUAACGAACAAACUAUAACGUCUGACGACGCUCAAACAUGCAAAACAGAAAAAAUUAACAGUGACAGCUGUGGAAAUUUAACAUCAGUGGGACCAGCUAAUUGGGACCACAUUCCACAAGCCUACAUUCUUAAAUGUUAGGCACUACAAUCCGGGUUCUAUAAUGCUGGGUUCUAAAAUGUUUGAUUCUGGAAUAUCAGAUUUAUCAGAAAUACCAGGGUUUCUUGGUUCUGGAAUGUUGUGCUCCACAAUUCAGGGUCAUAAAAUGCUAAGUUCUAGAAGGUUGAAUUGCUGUGUUCUGGGAUGUCAGGGUCCAUCAUCAUGGGUUCCAAAGUGUUGGGUUGUGCUGGGUUCCAGAAAGCUGGAAAGCCCUGUUCUGGAAUGUUGGACACCGUAAAGUCUAAUGGUGCGUUCCAGUCAACUCGGUAGUCGGAUGUCGGAGCUGGGAAUGACGUUACAUCCGAGUUGACGGCGUUCCAGUAAACAAGUCGGAAAACCAAGAUGGACGCCUACUGUUAGCCGUUGUUAGCUGUUGUUUACAAUUGAUAGCUGUCGUUAGCUGUUGUUAGCCGUUGUCAGCUGAUGUUAGUUGUUGUUAGCUAUACCAGUUGUUAACAAUGCAUAACACAGUAUUUUACUCUUACAAACACAUUAGCACCGUGUUCACAGUUAGACGUUGGGCAGUACAACAUAAACCACUUAUUUAAUUUCACAAAAACAAAACAGAAGUGCUAAUAAUAAGACAUUAUGAGAGCGUUCUCUGUUACUCUUUACGUCAAUGCGCUGUGAUGCCAUCUUGGUUUAUGAUGUUGUCGUAUAGUCUGAGUUAGUGAGGAUCGUCCGACUUCCGGAGUCAGAAAUCGGACUCCAGGGGGGCGUUCCAGAUGAAUUUCCGACUCGAAGCUUGAAAAUCCCGACUUCCGAGUACAACUGGAACGCAGCAUAAUGCAGUUACAACAUAAUGGGAAUCGUUCUGUCAAAAUUUGAAAGCUGAAAUAUUGCUCAUGCGCUUCAAACAGGCAGACAGGGUAACUGGUUCGCUGCACGGUGGGAUUCUUUACGGUGGUCACCAUCUGCCAUGAAAAGAAUCUCCAUAAUAGAGAACUGUGUCACGUCAUCCUGUCUGGUUUUCCAUUUUACUUUAUUUCAAAGUUCAAUAAGGAUAAAAAGUGAUUAAAAAGUCUUUUAAACUAAAAAAAAAAACUAAAAUGAGACCCGAUGCAAUAACCACAGCUCUGUCUGUCUCAGAGUUUGAAUCACUGUAGUUCUUCCUGGUCUCCUGCUGUAGACAGGACACUGGCCUCCAUACUGUAGAUGUCAUUUCUUUGUCUUUACGGUGUCUGGACGUUUACACACUUCAGUCACUAUUAAAAACUGAAACAAUCAAAACAAUCAAAGUUUUUACAGAGACUUGUUCAACCAGUGUUGGUCUUUUUCAGUACAGCUGUGAGUCAGACCUGAUCAAGUUUUUUAGAAGUAUUUCAAUCCCUGAAACCGAACAGGUUGGACUCUCAGUGGUGCUGAAGGUGACCAACUAUAAACCUGCAAAAACCAGAAGCUUCACUGCCGUUUGAUGCAAAAACCAACAGGAACCAGACGUUUACUUUGCACUAAGAUGACACACAGCUCUGUGGAUGUGAAAUAUGUACAGUCUGAAUACUCCAUCUAUAUAAAUGUCUUGAUUGCACUGAAAGCACAAAAUCAGUUCCUCCUCGUCUCCCUCUGAUUUCAGGUGUAAAUGUUUGGUCUGUUUUGUGUUCAGAUUUUUGCAAAAAAAAAAAGAGUAUAAUUUAUUUUGAAAGGGGUUAAGGGAGGAUGUAGCAUAAUUUCAAAGAUGUCGCUGUGUCUGUAUUUAAUCCUCUGCAUCUUAAACAGAUUUCUGUGAUUCUGAAAUGUAAAUCUGAUGGAAUAAAAGUUUCUGCAGAAUGAAACCUGUUCCUCCU